GAGGCAAACUCCACCACCAUCAUGCAGGGGCGCCAGGGCGUCGCGCUGCUGUUGCUGGCGGCGACAUGGCAGCAGGCGGAGAGCUUCAUGCAGGUCGCUCCCUCGUCAAGGAUGCUCCAUCCUACGAGCACGCGAACAUGCUUGCGCAUGUCUGUGGAGAAGGGAUCGCGGGUGGCUGUUGUCCCUGCGUAUGAGAGAACAGGAAUCUGUGUCACCAAGGUCCUCGUCGACAACUCUUUCAAGCCCGUGGUUCAAGUGCCUCCGGGCUUCACCGACAAGUCUCCUCUCCGAUGGCCCAUCGACGGCUUCCCCAACCAUGUUCCCGAGGGUGUGCAGUUGGUGAACGAUCAGUUGCCUGUUGUCAAAGGGCUUGUCAUCGCGACCGAGGAUCCGGCCGAUUCCCAGCAGCUCCGAUACUUCCUGGGCGGGAUCCAGGGGCUAGAGAAGGUUGUGAUGAUGUCAAGAGUUGGAGUAGACAGGAAGGAUGAACUGUUGUUCAAGUUCAACCCGUUCCUGAAGAUCGGCAAGUGGUACGAGAUAGAGGAGACCCUCAAGCAGUGUGCUGCUGAGCAAGGCUUCGACUACACCAUCGUCCGCACAGGCCAGCUGCAGGGCGGGCCCUUCUAUAACUCCAACCGCGAGUUCCAGUCUGCUCUGGAGGGGAACCUCUUCGACUUCGAGCACCAGUCUUUCCAGGUCUCCUUGACCGACCGCAUCGACGGCAGUACCUCCCGCGACCUCGCGUCGACCGCCCUCUUCGAGGCUCUCCAACGAGACGUCAAGACGUUCAGCAUCAUCUCGAAGAAGGAGGGAUUCGUGCCUUGCUCUGUGAAGAACCACAUGCAGUGCCCUGCAGCCAACACCAAGAGCCGAACGGUCUACACGCCUUCUCCAUCCGAGUGGGAGCAGGCGUUCUCGCAAGCCUCCUAGGGCAGCAACACGUUUCUCAAGACAACUUUGCGUUGCUCUCCAACACGAGCCGAAUCGCUUC
Guillardia theta CCMP2712 is the source of this 991-nucleotide messenger RNA. RefSeq lists its product as hypothetical. The transcript has 12 exons. Lineage: Eukaryota; Cryptophyceae; Pyrenomonadales; Geminigeraceae. Bases 22 to 930 code for a protein of 302 amino acids. The record is from RefSeq and is a predicted model, not a curated record.